Bemisia tabaci is the source of this 2074-nucleotide messenger RNA. It is a transcript of the gene SCCRO4, whose product is annotated as DCN1-like protein SCCRO4. Gene Ontology annotation, biological process: protein neddylation. Gene Ontology annotation, cellular component: ubiquitin ligase complex. Lineage: Eukaryota; Metazoa; Arthropoda; Insecta; Hemiptera; Aleyrodidae. Gene Ontology annotation, molecular function: ubiquitin conjugating enzyme binding; ubiquitin-like protein binding; cullin family protein binding. The record is from RefSeq and is a predicted model, not a curated record.
UCCAAUCCCUUCCCUUCCCCAUAGAAAUCGUCCAAAUCAAACUUCGUCCUCGUUGAACUCUCGUGAAGAAUUUUCCCCUGAUUUUACCGUCUCUUUGAAUGUUUUUCUGAUUAUUAGAUGUUUAUCGAUUCGAAGAGUAAUACUAAAAACUGAUAUUCAGGCUGUGAUCUUUCCGUCUUGGCUCCCGUAUUUCAUCAUAACUGUAGCAAUCAAACGAAGCCUAAACUCAGCCCUUUCUCAUUUUACAUUUGGAAACCUCUCUUUCUUAGGGUCUCAUCUUUAUUGAUCAAAGCUUGAAGGAUUGAGGGUGGUGUCAUGCCCCGAAGCAAACGCCGCUCUAUUGCUGAAAUGACGCCCGAGGAAGAUGGAAGACACUUUGCCAAGAGACUCCGCAAUACAUCUUCAGUCAGUGCUAGGCGACAUUCCAAAGCUGAGGACAAUGCUUUUAGCCCCAAGCACUGUUUGACGUGGUUUGCAGAAUACACGUCAGCUGAUGAUCCAGAACUUCUCGGCCCAGAAGGAAUGGAAAAAUUCUGCGAAGACAUAGGAGUUGAACCAGAAAAUGUUGUAAUGCUGGUACUUGCAUGGAAAAUGAAUGCCAAACAGAUGGGAUUUUUUACUCAGGAGGAAUGGCUUAGAGGCUUAACGGAGUUACAGUGUGAUUCAAUUAGCAAACUGCAAAGCAAGCUUGAGUAUCUGAAAUCACUUCUAAAUCACUUUCCAACAUUCAAAAGUAUAUAUCGAUACGCAUAUGACUUUGCAAGAGAUAAAGACCAACGGAGUAUGGAUAUAGAAACAGCAAAAGCAAUGUUGCAGUUAUUACUAGGCAAACACUGGGAUCUGCACGGACAGUUCAAUAGUUUCCUCGAGCAGUCAAAGUAUAAAGUCAUCAACAAAGAUCAGUGGUGUAAUAUUUUAGAGUUUUCUAGGUCUAUCAACAACGAUCUCUCAAAUUAUGAUGUUGAUGGUGCAUGGCCUGUCUUAUUGGAUGAAUUUGUGGAAUGGAUAAAAGCUUCUAAAUCUAAUGAUAAAAGCGUGAGCUGAAAAAAGACCCACUUCAACGGAAAAAACAACAGACAAUUUACAGAUCAAAGGCAUCUCUUCCCGCAUUGCUUGUCAUUGAAAUUUGGCCCUUUCAACUUGCUUACUUUAUCGAUCGUACCCUGUUGUUUGUGGUAAGACUGUGCUAGUAAGUGCUCAAUUAUUGAAAAAAAAAUAAAAUAAAAAAAUAAAUGAAUAAAAAUUUAAAAAAAAAAAAAAAAAUGACAUGCGUGGCUCAUAAUGUUUUCAACGAAAAAAAUUGGAUCAAUUAGAUUUCAUUCUGCAAUUAGGAACUACAAUUUCUGGCGCAUUAGUGAAAAGUUUUAUGUCUAUAGGGAAACAAAUGGCACUUACGGUGUUUCUAAGAUCAGCCAUAAAUUGUAGUUCCUAAAGUAUAAGUGUAAUCCUAAUCAAACUUAGUUAAAAUCUGUUUCAGUAGCUUGAGCAACCUACAAAACUGUCUUUGAUAAUCAAAAUCUCUUUCUGAGCUUUUCUUUGCCUCAAAAUUACUAAGGAUUCUGAAGAAAGUUAGUUGUCAGAUGCUAGCAAGUUUUAUAAAACAUGUCUACAAGCAUUAUUAAUCUUUAUAAAAUGCAGUUUAGCUGUCUUUUAUCGGUUUCCUUCCUGAAGAUCCCAAGAAAUCUUUAUCAGCCUCACUUGUUUUCCCCUUAGCACUCUAUUUAUUGCGCAUCUUGAAUUUCAUCGCUUCAUCACUGUAAUUGAAGAGAUAUUCUUGUUAUCUAUUUUUUGUUAUGUGUAUAAAACUGUCUGUACCCCUCUAAAUUUGAAUUCUUACAAACUGUAGUAUACCUUGGCAUGGUAUGUACUUACCAUGUUCAGACGUAUUUUGGUUGCUGUUUCAUUUGCCACUUGUCUCGGAUAAAUUGGUACUUGUGUUACUUCUUUCCAGGAACCAAUGGAAGAGUAUUUGACAGAAAUGAGAUCAAUAGUCUUGCAAUAACGUUCCUUACGAUUCUAGAACGUUAUUAUAAAUUAAACUGUCAAGCUUUGUUGUGCGUUUUUAUUGGAUGCA